Rhincodon typus (whale shark) is the source of this 2637-nucleotide messenger RNA. Its product is annotated as fatty acyl-CoA reductase 1. The coding region runs from base 299 to 1837 and encodes 512 amino acids. Gene Ontology annotation, molecular function: alcohol-forming very long-chain fatty acyl-CoA reductase (NADP+) activity. The transcript is spliced from 12 exons. NCBI's taxonomy places the organism in Eukaryota, Metazoa, Chordata, Chondrichthyes, Orectolobiformes, Rhincodontidae. Gene Ontology annotation, biological process: long-chain fatty-acyl-CoA metabolic process. Gene Ontology annotation, cellular component: peroxisome. The record is from RefSeq and is a predicted model, not a curated record.
GUAAUGAGCUGCAAGUGUUGUCUUACAGAGAGGAAGGCGCGAUAGAUUCCUCCUGAUAUCGUAGAUGCAACAUUCGGUUUUGUUUCAUUUUCUUUUUAAACUCGAGAAUUCACUUUGAGAGUGUGGAAACAGCAUUGAAAGAUAUUGCUCCGCGCUGAUUAUGUGUCUGUGGAUGUCAUUUUUACCGCCUUGUCGACAUGAUUUUUUUUAAACUGUCGUUCUGGGAACUGGCCUAACGAAAUACUCAUUUUACAUACAAAGAGGAGUACUGCGAGAGGGAAAAUAAAGGUUGGCCAAGAUGUCAUCGAUCGCUGCUUACUAUGCAGGAAAAAAUGUGCUCAUCACAGGAGCCACUGGCUUCAUGGGCAAAGUACUUGUGGAGAAACUGCUGCGGUCCUGCCCUGAUGUGAAAGCCAUCUACAUAUUGGUGAGGCCUAAAGCUGGACAAUCGAUGCAGGCAAGAGUCACAGAUAUGAUGAAAUGCAAGUUGUUUGAUAGGGUGAGGGAAGACUUUCAGAAGAAGAUUAUUCCUAUCGGCAGUGAGUUGAUGCAGCCUAACCUGGCCAUCAGUUCAAAGGACACUGAACAUCUGCUCUCCUGCAUUAACGUUGUCUUCCACUGUGCAGCUACCAUUCGAUUCGACGAGCCUUUAAAACACGCCCUACAGCUGAACGUGGUGGCUACGCAGCAACUGUUAGUGCUGGCCCGGCAGAUGCAGAAGCUUGAAGCCUUCAUUCACAUCUCUACUGCUUACGCAAACUGCAACCGGAACCAUGUAGAAGAGGUCAUAUACCCUCCACCUGUAGAGCCAAAGAAGCUCAUCGACUCUUUAGAGUGGAUGGAUGAUAGUAUGAUCCAAGACAUCACCCCCAAACUGAUUGGAGACCGGCCAAACACAUAUACCUAUACAAAGGCACUCGCAGAGUAUGUGGUGCAGCAAGAGAGUGAGGAUUUGAAUAUUGCCAUAAUCAGGCCUUCUAUUGUUGGAGCCAGUUGGCAAGAGCCAUUCCCAGGUUGGAUUGACAAUUUCAAUGGACCAAGUGGACUUUUCAUCGCUGCUGGCAAGGGGAUUCUUCGCACUAUGAGAGCUACUAAUGAUGCGGUAGCUGACUUGAUCCCUGUUGAUGUAGUGGUUAAUCUCACACUUGCAGCUGGUUGGUAUACAGCAGUUCACAGGCCAAAAACUACCCUCAUUUACAAUUGUACCACAGGAGGCAUCAACCCGUUUCACUGGGGAGAGAUUGAGUACCAUGUCAUUUCCACGUUUAAGAGGAACCCUCUGGAUCAGGCCUUUAGAAGGCCCAACGCAAAUAUUACAUCAAACUACUUGAUUAAUCAGUAUUGGAUCGCUGUCAGUCACAAAGCUCCUGCUUUGGUUUAUGAUCUUUAUCUGAGGCUAACAGGGCAGAAACCACGAAUGAUGAAGAUCUUCAACAGACUUCAUAAAUCCAUGAUGCUGCUGGAGUACUUCAGCAGCAAGUCCUGGGACUGGAGUUCAGAGAACAUGAACAUGCUGCUGAGUCAACUCAGCCCCGAGGAUAAGAGGGGAUUCAAUUUUGAUGUUCGCCAGCUUCACUGGCCAGAAUACAUUGAGAAUUACUGCAUAGGAACUAAGAAAUAUGUGCUAAAUGAAGACAUGUCUGGACUUCCAGCAGCAAGACAGCAUCUAAAGAAGCUACGAAACAUCCGCUAUGCCUUCAACACAAUUCUCCUCGUUGUCAUCUGGCGUGUUUUUAUUGCUCGAUCACAAAUGGCUCGCCACAUCUGGUAUUUUGUGGUGAGCCUGUGCUACAAAUUCCUGUCUUACUUCAGGGCAUCCAGUACUCUCCGGCACUGAGGCCUACCCCAUAUGGCAUUCUGCAAAUUGAAGGACAUCAAUUUGCUAUAAAUGACAAGCAACCCUUUUGGAACAUUCCCUCCCCAAAAAGGCCACAAGACUUCCCAAGCCAUCGUAAAGAAAAUAAUGUGACUCUGCAUUCCAACGUAACCAAACUACACUGCCAAUGUUAUAAUAAAGAACAAUAGUAUUUUCACACCAAGCAUAUGUUGGUGUGACCUUCUGGUUUUCUAGCAUUACCAUCUUGUUCAAAUUGAUACCAUAAAGAGUUUUUCAAUGUCUGUAUUUCUACACACUGUCAUGCAAUACCCUGGCUUGACUUUACAGGUAAUUGCUGGAAUGGAUUGUAAAGUACAAAAUUGUCUCUUCUGCAUCAUGAUAUUUUGGAUGCAGGGCCCUUAUUCACAAAAGGAACCUGCGCAGUGUAUAGAACUGAUUAGUCCCAACACAUUCAAGACUGGUUUUGCAUCCAGUUGUCUUUGUGAAUAGGGCUUGAGGCCCAUUGUACAGUUAAUGUAAUAGGAAAAUCACUUUCCAGCAAUAACACAAUAACAUUCUACUUCUUGGUGCUAAAAUGGCAAAGAAAGCUUACUAAACAUUUCUGGGUGUUUUACACUUGUAAAAUGUAUAUAUAAAGUUGACAUUUGACCAAAACAUAUGAAUUUGCUCCUAUUUCUUGCAGGACGCCACCAUUUCUCCCCCUCCCAAAGUUUGCCAACUUGCCACCAACUGGAGACCUUGGCAGCAACAUAUCACAUUUUUAUGACAACAGAAUAAAAAGAACUGAUAUGUGAAACUAA